Molecule: messenger RNA, 1728 nt
Organism: Caenorhabditis briggsae
Lineage: Eukaryota; Metazoa; Nematoda; Chromadorea; Rhabditida; Rhabditidae
Gene: Cbr-fre-1
Product: Protein CBR-FRE-1
Exons: 4
Coding region: 1-1728 (575 amino acids)
Cellular component (GO): cytosol
Molecular function (GO): flavin adenine dinucleotide binding; NADPH-hemoprotein reductase activity; FMN binding
Source: RefSeq, a predicted model, not a curated record
AUGUCAAUUCUGAUCCUGUACGGUAGCGAGACGGGUACGGCGCAGGAUCUAGCCGAAUCCCUUCGACGCGAAGCGCAAAUGAGACAUUUGGCGGCGAGAGUGUUCGAAUUGGAUGAGUAUGAUGUUGGGAAUCUCCCCUCAGAAGAUGUGAUUCUCUUUGUUGUCUCCACCACCGGCCAAGGAGAAAUGCCGCCGAAUAUGCGAAAAACGUGGAAAUCCCUGCUUCGAAAGUCGCUGGGCAUGGAUUUCCUCCGAAAUACGCAUUGCACUGUCCUGGGACUCGGCGAUUCGUCAUACCAGAAGUACAAUUUUGCCGGGAAGAAGCUAUUUCGACGUCUAGCUCAAUUGGGAGCAAAAAUGAUGACGAAGGGGGCGUUUUUGGCCGAUGAUCAGCACGAAAUUGGUAUCGAUGGAGCUUUUAUACCCUGGAAGCAAGAAAUAUGGACCGGGAUUCGAGAUUUGGGGAUUUUCGAGAAAAUGAGCGAGCAGAUAGAUCCGGACGUCGAAAUUCAGACGAGAUAUCGAAUAGUGGCAGUGGGAAAAGGAGUAGAAGAAGAAUCAGAAGACGCGGAAUUUUCAGAAUCUGACUACGAAGCCCUCCGAGUCGCUAGCAACGUCCGUGUGACUUCUGAAGCUCAUUUCCAAGACACUCGUCUUGUGAAAUUUGAAAUUCCCGUCGAAUCUAGAAUUCCCAUGACGUAUCUCCCAGGAGAUGUUCUCAUGGUGCGCCCUUAUAAUCCAGAAGAAACCGUGAAAAUUGCCAUAGAAGCGUUGGGAUAUUCAGAGGAGAUGCUGCACAGGACAGUAAAAGUGGUGAAAAAUGAUCAAUUUUCAAAAAAUCCACCGUAUUUUCUAUUCGGACACAGAACGACACUUUUAACCCUCCUCCAGCGCUACUUCGACCUCCAACAGAUACCAAAACGCUCGUUUUUUGAAAUGAUGGCUUACUACUCGAAGGAUCCAUCGGAAAAGGAACGUCUUCGAGAACUUUCCAGCCCCGAAGGUCUUGACGAUCUUCUGGACUAUGCGAAUCGAUGUCGGAGGACCACGGCAGAGACUUUUCGGGAUUUUCCGGCCACUUCUAAGAAAUUGGGGCUAAAUCAUCUUUUUGAGAUUCUCACUGUCAUUCGUCCUAGAGCAUUUAGUAUUGCAUCGGCGCCGAGCGGAAGCCACGUGGAAUUGUUGGUGGCGAAAGUGGAAUACAAGUCGAGGAUGGCGGAUAGAAGGCGGGGAUUGUGUAGCACUUUUAUUGCGAGGCUCAAGGAGGGGGAUGAGGUCUUCUGCAAAAUCCGCGCUGGCACCUUCCGAUUCCCCACGCCCGACGCUCCAGUCAUCUGCAUCGGUCCUGGCACAGGAGUAGCCCCGUUUCGAAGCCUUUUCGGGCAAAGAUCUCAAAUCUCUCCCAACUCGACGGGUUUUCUAUUCUUCGGAUGUCGUGGCGAACAUGACGACUUCUAUUUUUCCGAGGAAUGGAAUAAAAUGGAAUGUGUGGAAGUGGUUGCUGCAUUCAGUAGAGAUACGGAGAAGAAGGUUUAUGUACAGCACAAAAUGGGCGAAAGAGCUAGGGAUAUUAAGAAGAUGUUGGAUUCGGGAGCCAGUGUAUUCAUCGCUGGAAGUUCUGGAGACAUGCCAAAAGCGGUGGCGUCGGUUUUAGCACAAAUCCAGGGCGGGGAGUGGACCAAGAAAGCCGAAGAGACUGGAAGGAUUCAGUACGAGACGUGGUCCUAA